Tetrahymena thermophila SB210 is the source of this 1269-nucleotide messenger RNA. RefSeq names its product tetraspanin family protein. The transcript has a single exon. The record is from RefSeq and is a predicted model, not a curated record. Gene Ontology annotation, cellular component: membrane. NCBI's taxonomy places the organism in Eukaryota, Ciliophora, Oligohymenophorea, Hymenostomatida, Tetrahymenidae.
AUGGGAAGCUUUAAGACUAAUCUCCGCCUCACUGAGAAAUUGUGCUACGCGAAUUUAGUUACAGGUUUAGUUGGAAUUAUUACUGGAAUAGUUUUAUUAGGGGUUAAUUCAGAUUAUAAAGACUUUGGAGAGAGUUAUAAUAUUUAUAAAGCAUCUUAUACUUUACUUAUUUUAGUCGGAGUUUUUUUUGCAAUUUUAGGUUUAUUAGGUAUUUGUGCUUAGAGAAAAAAGAGAAAUUGCACUAUGACUAUUUAUAAUAUAGGUGUUAUUGUCUUGAUGAUAUUUAUAGGAUGUUCCUUAAUUGUUAUGAUUUAUACUAAAGUUAAACUAUCUUAGUUUAAGGAUGAUACAAAUUGCUCCAAAUAAAGUCUUAUGAAAGAUUUAAAAGCUACUUAUGACGCUGGUAAAAGCCUACUGUGCAGUUCAAGGUGUCCUUGCGAUGCCAACCCAAUCUCUUUUCCUGCUCAAGUAUAUUCAAAUUUUUAUUUUGCUAAUAAUGGAGUAGAGAGAUUAGAUGAAUGUAACAACUAUACUCAUAAAAUAGAUAUCAAUUUUUCAUACGAUUACAAUAACUAUAACGACUACCUUAGAAACUUGGUUAACCUUUUAAGAACAGCUGAAGAGUCAUUUAAUUGUAGCGGUUUUUGUAGUACAAAUAGUUAUUAUGUUUUUAGAAACAUAAACGAUGGCACUCCUUCUGCUGGAAAGGAUUGCAAAGAGGAAUUCCUAAAUUUUAUUUCUAAAAAUAUAAUCAUAGCUAUUGUUAUAACAUCUAUAUUAGUUGUAUACAUGCUGAUAGUGACUUAUCUAUCUCUUAGUACUAUGCUUAGUGAUGAAAGAAAAUAAAACGGAGGUUACUACUAAGAAUAAAAUAGAAUCUAAGUUCCUAAUCAAAAUGAAUAAAAUAAUGUUGAAAAUAUGAACUAUAUCCCAAAUAGCAAUUAAAAUAAUUUAGGAAACAUGAAUAAUAACAUUUAUAAUAAUUAUAACAAUAACAAUAACAUUUACAACACUAAUUAACCAACGAAAAAUAAUAACAGUGUUUCAUAUAUAAAUAGACCAUAUCCUAAUAACUAUCAGUAUUAGUAAAAUAUCACUUAUGUUCCAGGAAUCGCUCCACCUUAGAAUAUUGAAGGACUACCAGUUAUUUAAGAAAUUUAAUUGUAAAACUAAGAACAAAAAUACCCUCAACUCUAAUAAACUAAUCAAGGUUAUAUUAAUAACAUGCAAACUCCUCAUCAAGAAAAUGCUAAAUACGCUAAAUAUUGA